Molecule: messenger RNA, 1316 nt
Organism: Artibeus jamaicensis (Jamaican fruit-eating bat)
Lineage: Eukaryota; Metazoa; Chordata; Mammalia; Chiroptera; Phyllostomidae
Gene: NFAM1
Product: NFAT activating protein with ITAM motif 1
Exons: 6
Coding region: 64-873 (269 amino acids)
Biological process (GO): positive regulation of B cell receptor signaling pathway; positive regulation of cytokine production; regulation of B cell differentiation
Cellular component (GO): membrane raft
Molecular function (GO): transmembrane signaling receptor activity
Source: RefSeq, a predicted model, not a curated record
CUACCAGCAGCUGUCCCCUCCUGGGAACUAAAGAGGAAGCAGAGACACUGUCCUGGAGGCCCCAUGGAGAGCUGGCCUCGGCGGUGCUGGGCCCCACGGGGCCCCCUCGUAGCCCCCUGGCUCCUGGGCUUGCUGCUGUGCCCCUGGACCCUGCGGCCCACAGGAGGGCAGUCGGUGACCCACACUGGCCUCCCCAUUGUGGUCACUCUGGCCAACAAGUCCAUCUCCUUCAACUGCAGCAUCACCUACCUGUACACCCCAAAACUGAAAGACUUCACGGUCAGCUACUUUUAUGUCGACCGCCAGGGCCAGCAGGGAAGGGAGCGGAGGACUGGCUGCCAGCCCAUCGUGGGCACAGAGAACCAGACCCUCACCACGCAGUGCAGGGUCUACCCCAAGCUGUCCAACGCGUCGGCCACCGGCACCUACUACUGCUUCGUCCACUGGCCAGACUUCCAUGUGAAAGGCAAUGGCACCUUCAUCCUGGUCAGAGACACAGGCUACCAAGAACCCUCAAGGGCCCCCCAGAAUGUCCUGCUCUUUUGCUUCAUCGGCCUACUGAGUGUCCUGAGCAUCCCGUGCACGGCUCUGCUGCUCUGGAAGAAGAAACAGAUGAAGGGCUCACACAAACGCCGAGCCCGGAAGGGUCCAUCUCCAGCCCUGGCUCCGGGCCCGGCUGCAAGCACAGCCAGACCAGAGGAGCCUCCGGCCGAAUCCCUCUACACGGCCCUGCAGCGCCGGGAGACUGAAAUCUACGCCUGCAUGCAGCCCGAGGCCCACAGAACAUCCUCCAGCGGGAGCCGUCUCUCGCAGGAAAAUCCACAGAGGUUGGAGAGCGACGGUGAAUUUAACCUGGUCUAUGAAAAUCUUUAGGACAGCUCCACCUGACCAUAGGUUUUGACCUGGAUCAGAGGUCCUGGUGCAGGCCCUCCCUCCAAAGGACCUGAUCUGGACCCAGGGUGAGGCCCUGGAGCACCCCCUCACUCACCCACACAUUCCAGGCCCUUCCUGCCUCCGCCCGCCCCGGCCCCAUUCUGCACCCAGGCUCGCCCACUGAGUAUUUCCCAUCUCUAGGCCUUUGUCCAAGUUGUUCUCUCUGGGAGGAGGGCCCUUCCUCAGUCUUCCAGGGCUCUCAUGGACCCCGCCCAUUCCCAGAGCCCUCCUCACCCCCUCGACACCCAUAGGCUCUCUUGACACCAGCCUGCAUUUCGGCCUACUAGGCGACUGGGAGCUCCUUGGGAGGGACCUGGCGAGGGACCCUCAUCUGUGCUGUGCGCACACAAAGCGGAUGAAUAAAGGAGCAACUCUGCAAAUGG